Naumovozyma dairenensis CBS 421 is the source of this 834-nucleotide messenger RNA. RefSeq names its product Efm4p (gene EFM4). The coding region runs from base 1 to 834 and encodes 277 amino acids. Lineage: Eukaryota; Fungi; Ascomycota; Saccharomycetes; Saccharomycetales; Saccharomycetaceae. Gene Ontology annotation, biological process: peptidyl-lysine dimethylation; peptidyl-lysine monomethylation. The transcript has a single exon. The record is from RefSeq and is a predicted model, not a curated record. Gene Ontology annotation, cellular component: cytoplasm. Gene Ontology annotation, molecular function: protein-lysine N-methyltransferase activity.
AUGAGCAGAAGCUUAGAUACUGAAAAAAUACGUGAUGACUUCGAGGCAAAAAAUCAUACUACGGAACUACAAGGUUCUUAUAGUGGAAGAAGCCUAAGCAGUUACUCUAAUACUACUCUAAGGAAUUACAUAAAGGUACACAAGGAAAUGGAAGAUACUACUAAGCUAAAUACAUCGAAAUUGGGUACUAAAGAGUAUUGGGACAAUUUCUACAAUUUAGAAAGGAAGAAUUUCGAAGAAAACUCGGAAGACACAGGAGAAUGUUGGUUUGAUGACAGCGAUGCAGAACGCAAGAUGGUUGCUUUCUUGACUGAGCAUAUAGGUGAAUAUAAAAUUCAGAAUGAUGCCUCGAUGCUUGAUUUAGGUACAGGUAAUGGACAUCUUUUAUUUGAACUGUAUGAAAAUGAAUUUAACGGGCCAAUGUUAGGGGUUGAUUAUUCAGAACAGAGUGUUGCUUUCGCCAGGGAAAUCGCCAAGAGUAAAGAUAUUGAAUCAACAAUAAAAUUUUCACAAGCUGAUAUUUUCGAAAAUGGAUGGAAUCCAGGUAAAUUUGAUAUUGUUCUCGAUAAAGGAACACUGGAUGCUAUUGCGCUAAGCGGUAUAAAAUUAGAAGAUGAUAAGACAGUAGUUGAUGUUUACGGAAGCAUUGUUGAAAACUUACUGGAAAAGGAUAGUAUCUUCCUAAUAACUUCCUGUAAUUUUACGCAGGAAGAACUAAUCAAGACUGUCGAAACAGAUAAGCUGAAGUGUUGGGAAACAAUUAAAUAUCCAGUUUUCCAAUUUGGUGGCGUGAAAGGUAGCAGCAUAUGUAGCGUCGCAUUUGUUAAACAAUAA